AUGCGUUGAAAAUUCACACUAUUCUUCUUCUUCUACCUUCCACACUAUUCCCUUCUUCUUCUUCAUGACCUAACUUUACUCAUUCUUCCAUUUCUGCAAUUCCUCCAUUUCUUCUUCAAUUUUGUUUUUCUCUGAUUAGGUUUUCUGAGCUUUGAAUCUCAGGCAAGUUUCCAAUGUGCUGGUUGAGUCAAAUUUCAAGCUAGGGCGAAAUCGCCUUGCGAUUUGCGAUUUUCAGCGCUUGUCGUUUACCGCCAUGGAAGGUAACAAGGACGAAGCACUGAGAUGCGUUCGCAUCGCCGAGGAGGCGAUUGCAUCAGGGAACAAAGAUCGCGCGCUCAAGUUCAUCAAAAUCGCGCAGCGCCUCAAUUCCGACCUGCCGGUGGACGCGUUGCUGAGCGCGUGUAAUCGCCUCGAUUCACAAUCCUCCGGUGGCGCCACCGCCGCCGCGGGCGGCGGCGGCGGCGGGGGUAAGACGCCCAGAGCUCCGGCGAGAACCGAAGAGAGGAGUUACACGGAAGAGAAUGUUCAGUUGAUUAGGGAGAUUAAAGGGAAGAGCGAUUACUAUGCCAUUCUUGGCCUUGAGAGGAGCUGUUCCGGCGAUGAGAUUCGGAAGGCUUAUCGGAAGCUCUCACUGAAGGUUCAUCCUGAUAAGAACAAAGCGCCGGGUUCAGAGGAUGCGUUCAAGAAGGUUUCCAAGGCAUUCAAGUGUUUGAGUGAUGAUGGUUCGCGGAGGCAGUAUGAUCAUACUGGUUUGGUGGAUGAAUUUGAGGCGAGCCAGCAGAGUAGUUUCAGGCGCCGGAGAAGAAGAACGACGGCGGCGCAUGAUAUUUUCGAAGACGAGUUUGAUCCUGAUGAGGUAUUCAGGGCAUUUUUUGGACAGUCCACUGUGUUUGGGAGGAGGACUCACCUGUAUAGGACUAAUGGGACGGGUGGUAAUCAUCAGAGGCACGAGUUUCAGGGUGGUGGUGGUGGUGGUGGAGGAGGAGCCGGGCUUAAUAUCAUGCUCCUGGUUCAGCUCUUGCCCUUCUUGAUCAUUUUCCUGCUUGCCUACUUGCCGUUUUCGGAGCCUGAUUUUUCUCUGCAUAAGAAUUACUCCUACCAGAUUCCGAAGACGACAGAGCAGCAUGGGGUUCAGUUUUUCGUGAAAUCUCAGGCAUUCGACGCUAACUACCCGCUCGGAAGUUCGGCUCGUGCAGCCAUUGAGGAUAAUGUCAUAAAGGAUUAUAAGAAUAUGCUUCGUCGUUAUUGUCAGGUGGAGAAUCAGAGGCGUAUGUGGAAUAGGAAUCUGCCUGCUCCUCACUGUGAUAAGCUAAAAAACUUUGCAGUAGUAGCCUGAAGGUCUUUCUCUGUGGUGUUCUUUCCUUGCAGCAAAAUUGACUACACGGAUGUUUUUUACUUGGCUUGAGGAGUUAUUGUACCAGUUGUUCAGCUUUUGUGCACAUCCUAUUCUUCAGGAUAUCUAAUACUAUAUACAGUAGUAGCUCUUGUCACGCACUGUAGGCUAAGUAACUCCUAGUCAACUGCCGGUAAAUAUGGUUAAAAAUGUUUUUCUUAUUGUUGGAGAAAUAUUUGGAUAGGAUUGUGUUAUACUGGGUUAUCAAUGAUGCAGAAGAUGGCAGCAGAGAAUUACAUAGAAGUGAUGAGUAUCAGCAGUGAGGCCCUAGAAUGCAAGCCCAUGAACUGAGUUUUCUAAAAUACUUGAGGGUAACAAGUUAAAUAGUUGAAGUAUGCAUACUAUUGCAUGAUUAAGAAAAAAUUCAUGUGAAAAAUGGCUAUUGCUACUUUCAAAAAUGAAUAAAUUUUCAGUGAGUCAAGGAA
Messenger RNA from Lotus japonicus, 1818 nucleotides. RefSeq names its product chaperone protein dnaJ 49. The record is from RefSeq and is a predicted model, not a curated record. The coding region runs from base 254 to 1336 and encodes 360 amino acids. Gene Ontology annotation, biological process: cellular response to misfolded protein. Gene Ontology annotation, cellular component: endoplasmic reticulum membrane. Lineage: Eukaryota; Viridiplantae; Streptophyta; Magnoliopsida; Fabales; Fabaceae. Gene Ontology annotation, molecular function: Hsp70 protein binding. The transcript is spliced from 2 exons.